Molecule: messenger RNA, 2023 nt
Organism: Linum tenue
Lineage: Eukaryota; Viridiplantae; Streptophyta; Magnoliopsida; Malpighiales; Linaceae
Source: the annotation of a GenBank genome assembly
AGCCAGACAAUUGGAACCCAAAUAUUUCCUUAUCCCUUCCAAAUCCGCAAGCAAAAGCAGAGUCUUCUGUCAAUUGGUCUGAGCCAUGGCGACGGAAAACUGCACCACGGUUUCAUAUUUGGCGCUCGGCGCACGGUUCCACCCUGCUCGAGUCUGCGGAAAACGACGCCUCCGUUCAGAAGUAAAUCCUCCUACUCCAGCGAUAAGCAAACUGGGAGACGAUCUCCUCACAGAAAUUCUGGUUCGCGGUUUCCCGGAUCCUAGAUCCGCCUGCCGGAGCAGAGCCGUAUGCAAGCAAUGGAGAUCCCUGAUUUCCGAUCCCUGCUUCGGUCGCCGCUUCCUUUCUUACCACCAGAGCAUGAACAAACACCCUCCUCCCAAGCUUCUUCACUCGACUGACACGAAAUCUGUCUCACUGAGCUUUAUCCCCUGGCCCGCCGAUUGCGCCUCCAAUAUACAGUUGGAGCUGGCAAGUUUCGCAGUUUUUGAUUGCUUCAAGGACCUGCUUUUAUGUGGCUUUGGGGAACUAGGUUACCGCCAUACUAGUGCUGAACUUGGCAGAACGUACUUGCUGUGCAAUCCGUUUACGAAGCAAUGGAUGGCACUUCCUUUGGCCCCUGAUAGACCAGUGGGGCAUUCGGGAUUGCGUGCAAGAUGCGAAUUCCAUGAAACUAGAUGUGUUCUCUUCGGAGUCUGGAGAAUGGACCAGGGAGGCGUUUGUUCUUGAAGGUUACUGCAGACCCAAACUAAACAAUGUUGUUUCAUGCGAUGGGGUUUUGUAUUUGUCGUAUGUUAGAGCACAAGGCAACCAUGAUGGGUUGUCUGAACCUUUGAUUGCUGCUAUUAAUCCUUUCCGCCUUGAUAUACCUCCAACUCCUAUUGAUGUUUCCCCAGUCUCUGCUAAUAAUCCGUGGUGGGAUAUUUCAAUUUCACAAGGUGCUGUGCACUUGAUUGUGUUUGAGGAGGGCACUAGACCUGCUUCUUCGAGGAUUGUUUUGAGUGUUUGGAGAUUAAACGAAGACUGUAAAUUCUGGAGGAAGGUAUGCGCAGGUCUGGUCAAGUCAUCCUCAGACGGGGAGGGCAGCUAGAGUUCUUCGCUAAACCAGCUCAACAUUGUAGUGGUUGGAGGGUGUUCCAGCCUAAGGUCUCUUGCUGGCCUACUCCAAUUCCAAAGUACCAGAAGUUGCGAGUUAGGUACGAUGGAAUCUUCGACUGUUGGGAUCAGUUUGAUGAACCCGAACCAAUAACUCCCUUGAUAACUGGUACUUAUGUUACUUCGACUUCAGAGAAUUUGCCUUUUGAACAAAUAGAAGAAUGGCCACCCGUUGACGGAGUUGUACAAUCUUGUCAUUCGAAGAAGCUGAAACGAGGGUGAAAGGCUCGCCUCCUCGUCAAGGAAAGGAAGGAUGCCGGAUUUGGAAGGAAAUUCCGAUCUACAAUAGAAGGGUGCAGGAGUUGAUCUACUGGGGCAGUAUUGGUAACUGUUGUUUAUGCACUCCGAGCAUAUUUAAAUUAGUUGGAUUGGUAGUUCUCGUAGAAGGCUCAUUUCAUGUUGCAUUUACGAUUGUAGAAAGUGUGUGAUUGUGUUAAGCCUAUGAAUUUGUUUCUUGAAGGGCGAAGGUUUAGAAUAUAUGAGCCCGGUGAUUGUGUUAAGCCUAUGAAUUUAUUUCUUGAAUAUAUGAUUUUAGGAGUUAAUUGUUAUAAAUGAAUCGUCACUUUUAAUACUCGCAAUGAUGCUCAUCACGCUAUGUUCCUUAUUAGUUAAGGGGAAUUUUGGGUUAAAUGAAAAGGAUCGAAUGAGGAUAAAUGAUAUACUAUGACCGAAGGAUUUCACAACCCCUUAUUUUGGGGAAGGCUUUUCAAAUCCGUCGAAGAAGUAGUAACUUAGAAAUUCAUGAAACAUGUUAUAUGAGUUUACGGUACCUAUUUACUCCAGCAAACAAAGGUUUUUAGCCGGACACUCUUUUUCAGAAUUUUAUGCUUAAAUCUGUCAUCCGCCAUUGAUAUUCAACAGCGGAACCCC